AUGAAGAGUAUAUACCAUCUGGCCAAUGGAAAUAUGGUGGGUGGGACUGCAAGGCCUCCUAAGUUCAUCUUCAUCUUCACCAUCUGCCAGUUGGUGUGCGCUCAAUUGGGUGUACCGACCGGCAAUCUCUGUGCUUCUCUUAAUAAUUGCAACGCGCACGGACGCUGCGAUACAGUAACGAAAACCUGUACUUGCUACGAAGGUUUCGGCGCCCCGACUGAUAUUACUACUUACCGAUCACCUGACUGCUCUUUGCGAACUUGCCCUGCAGGCCCUUCAUGGGGUGGGAUUCCGACUAGCACGACGAAAUCGCAUACCAAAACGGAGUGUUCCGAUGGGGGUGUAUGCGAUCGUUCUACCGGAAUGUGCCGUUGCUACUCUGGAUACGAAGGAUCCGCUUGUCAGAGAAGUAGUUGUCCAAACGGCUGCUCUGGGCAUGGACAGUGCCUCAGCAUGCGCGAGCUGGCAGCGGAAGUCAGCGCAUUUCCGCUGUCGCCUUCUACAAAGUAUGAAGGUGACGUGGCCGCCACAACUUGGGACCAAGAUCGUAUCCAUGGCUGCCUCUGUGACUCAGGCUGGCCCGUGGGACUGGGUGCAGGUGAGUCGCAGCUCUCACAAUAUUUUGGACCUGACUGCUCUCGAAUGCACUGCCCUUCAGGCGACGACCCAAUGACUGCAGUGGAUGAAACGGAUUGUGAAGGUGUCGUUGCACAAGUGGCGAGUGCUCAUGCUUUCCAGGAUUCUACGGCUCCAAUUGCGCCUACCUAUCACCGCUCACGUAGGCGUUGGUUAAAUGAAGUCCUGCUAUCGAGACCGGUUAAGAAUUAA
Messenger RNA from Plasmopara halstedii, 828 nucleotides. RefSeq names its product Teneurin-1 and related extracellular matrix proteins, contain EGF-like repeats. The transcript has 5 exons. Bases 1 to 828 code for a protein of 275 amino acids. The record is from RefSeq and is a predicted model, not a curated record. NCBI's taxonomy places the organism in Eukaryota, Oomycota, Peronosporomycetes, Peronosporales, Peronosporaceae.